Messenger RNA from Arachis duranensis, 639 nucleotides. RefSeq lists its product as uncharacterized. Gene Ontology annotation, molecular function: DNA helicase activity. The coding region runs from base 1 to 639 and encodes 212 amino acids. The transcript has 2 exons. Lineage: Eukaryota; Viridiplantae; Streptophyta; Magnoliopsida; Fabales; Fabaceae. Gene Ontology annotation, biological process: telomere maintenance; DNA repair. The record is from RefSeq and is a predicted model, not a curated record.
AUGGGAUUCUUGAUAGAUGAUAACGAGUUUGUUUCUACUAUUAAGGAAGUUGUCGAGUUAGCGUCAGCUGCAUGGCUAAGGAGGCUUUUUGUGAUAUUGUUGCUAUCCGAUUCCAUGGGAAGACCUCUGUCAGUCUGGGAACAAAUUUGGGCUUAUUUGUCUGAUGAUAUUCUUUAUCGCAUAAGACAUGAGCUGCAAUAUCCCGGUAAGAAUUUUCAUAAUGGGAAAUCAUUGAGAAAUUAUGCUGACAUGCCGGUCCCUAAUAACUCCUUAGUCUCACAAUUUAGCAAUUUGAUGCUGUUGCGUGAGUUGCAGUAUGAUGCUGUUUCUUUGACUUGUGAGCACGAUGUAAAUAUCUUAAAGGUAAAUGAAGAACAGAGGGUGGUCUACGAUAAAAUUAUUGAUUGUGUUUCGAAUAAGAGGCACGGAGUCUUUUUUGUGUACGGGUUUGGUGGCACUGGAAAAACUUUUUUAUACAGAGUUUUGUCAGCUAGAUUGCGAUAUGAGAAAAAGAUUGUUAUAAGCAUUGCUUCUCUAUUAUUACCUGGUAGUAAGAUGGCGCAUUCUAGGUUCAAUAUUCCUGUUGAGCUUACUGAAGAUACUAUUUGUCGGAUCAAGAAAGAUAGUCCAAAAAGCUGA